Molecule: messenger RNA, 153 nt
Organism: Bipolaris victoriae FI3
Lineage: Eukaryota; Fungi; Ascomycota; Dothideomycetes; Pleosporales; Pleosporaceae
Exons: 1
Coding region: 1-153 (50 amino acids)
Source: RefSeq, a predicted model, not a curated record
AUGUGGCCAAACAGAAGUGGAUCUCGAUGGCAUGGAAUAUCCCAUUUGGAAAGUCUCCGUCCCCAAGUUUGGCAAGUUGCUGUAUGUCAGGCCCCUUGUACGACGCGAGUCGGCCUAUCAACUGGACGUCUACAUGUGCGCAGCGGGCCUUGA